AUGGCAACUGCCAGAGAGACCAAGAUUGAGACUAUUUUGAAAGAAAACUUCCCGAGCGCUAGGCUUGUGUCUGUUUCUGAUGUGAGUGGUGGUUGUGGAGCUAUGUUCGAAAUAGUUAUUGAAGCAGGAGAGUUUGCAUCCUUGUCCGUUUUGCAACAGCAUCGAGCUGUUAAAAAGGUGUGUAACUGUGCGAAAAUGUUUAUUGCUUUUAGGCCUUGA
Messenger RNA from Schistosoma intercalatum, 219 nucleotides. Lineage: Eukaryota; Metazoa; Platyhelminthes; Trematoda; Strigeidida; Schistosomatidae. The record is from the annotation of a GenBank genome assembly.